Messenger RNA from Pseudonaja textilis, 3739 nucleotides. The record is from RefSeq and is a predicted model, not a curated record. Lineage: Eukaryota; Metazoa; Chordata; Lepidosauria; Squamata; Elapidae.
AGCUGGAAUAUUUGAACUAGUGCAAGUCGUUGGGAAUGGGACAUAUGGACAAGUCUAUAAGGGUCGCCACGUGAAAACAGGGCAGCUGGCGGCCAUCAAGGUUAUGAAUGUGACCGAGGAUGAGGAGGAAGAAAUCAAGUUGGAAAUUAAUAUGCUGAAGAAGUAUUCUCACCAUCGGAACAUUGCGACCUAUUACGGUGCUUUUGUCAAGAAAAGUCCAGUAGGUCAGGAUGACCAAUUAUGGUUGGUCAUGGAGUAUUGUGGUGCUGGUUCUGUCACAGAUUUGGUGAAGAAGACGAAAGGGAAUUGCUUCAAGGAAGACUGGAUUGCCUACAUCUGCAGAGAGGUCCUUCGAGGUCUGUCUCACUUACAUGCCCACCAUGUUAUCCAUCGAGAUAUUAAGGGGCAGAACGUGCUGUUGACGGAAAACGCCGAAGUGAAAUUGGUUGAUUUUGGGGUCAGCGCUCAACUGGACCGGACGAUUGGCAGGAGAAACACUUUUAUUGGGACUCCUUAUUGGAUGGCACCUGAAGUCAUUGCUUGCGAUGAAAACCCAGAAUCAACCUAUGACUACAGAAGUGACUUGUGGUCCUUGGGCAUCACUGCGAUCGAAAUGGCUGAAGGAGCUCCCCCUUUGUGCGACAUGCAUCCAAUGAGAGCUCUCUUUCUGAUUCCACGGAACCCUUCUCCGAAACUGAAGUCCAGGAAAUGGUCAAAAAAGUUUCUCAACUUUGUCGACAGUUGCUUGGUUAAAAAUUACAUGCAUCGCCCCGUGACUGAGACUCUGCUCAAACAUUCCUUCAUCAGGGACAUGCAAAAUGAACGCCAAGUACGCAUCUUGCUAAAAGACCAUCUAGACAGGACCAGGAAGAAAAAGGGAGAAAAAGAUGAAACAGAAUAUGAGUACAGCGGAAGCGAGGAAGAAGGGGACGAGUUGAACGAAGACGAAGGAGAACCAAGCUCCAUCGUGAAUCUCCCGGGGGAAUCCACCCUGCGCCGAGAGUUCCUUCGACUUCAGCAAGAGAACAAAUCCCAUUCAGACCCCCCCUGCCUCCAAUCCCUGCAACACCAGCAACAGAAACACCAGGAAAACUACAAAAGGCAGCUUUUGGAAGAGAGGCAGAAGCGCAUCGUGGAGCAAAAACUGCAGAGGAAGAAGUUGGAAGAUCAUCAGAAAAAAGAAGAGCUUCGGAAACAUCUGGACCUGGAAAGGAGAUACCCAGAGAGCAAAGUGGCCGCAGGCAACCUGCCGAAGGAUAAAAGCAGCCAGGACAAGCCGGAGGAGGCGUGGUGCAAAGGGGAGGCGGUCCAACAUGCAGGAAUGCAACAGAGAAAAGCAGACGAAGCAGCUCAGGGGAAGAAGUUUCACCGAACCCUUCCCAAAAACCAGACCCAACUCCUUUCUCUCCAACACGACCACAAGCAGAAGAAUAAGGAGACUCCUAAGAUCCUUAAGCUCGCACAGGGCCCUUCACCAAACUGCUUGAGCCAAGAGGCAGAAAAGAAGCUGCAGAAAAGCUACGGUGUCCAGCCAGACUUCAGCUGGUCAGCUGCCCUCGGCCAGGAGACCAACCCUCACGCAAGGCUGGGCUCUGGCAGUAGUUCCAGCCCGUGUACGCCAGCUUUGCAACGAGCGGCGGUGGCCCAGAAUGAAAACCUCCGAAUGAGUCGGGAUGUGUCUCAUGGCAGUUUGCUAUCUGAUGUCGCUGUCACAUCCUUGAGUCCCAGUCAGGAUGAGGUGUUUUGGAGUCUGUCUCAGACUGAAGAACAACCCCCAAAGGUUCCUCAAAGGACAACCUCUACGUUUUACACCAGGGAUCAGUGUGGGCAACAGAGUUUCCCUUCGAGCUCACAUCAGCCACUCCUGGGGGAUCCGAAAGCGAAAUCCAAUAACAGCUACAAAGAUUUCAAUGGCAACAAGCCAAAGGACUUCAAGUCCCAGCAGAACAGCCAAUUGAUCUCAGAGUCCUCCAGAAUAGACAACAGACAUCUCCAGUCCUGUAAGAAACCUGAAAAUACAUCUCGUUCAGGCCAAAUUUCAAGCCCAGCUUUGUGGAACAAGGAGAAAGUUGGCAGCCAUCUGCUCCGGAAGUCUCUAGAAUAUUCCUCCUCCAGCGACGAAAUCUGCAGCAGCGACGAGGAUGAGGAGGGUGAUGGACACAUAAGGCAACUGCUCGGCAACGGAGUGACCGGCUUCUCAAGGGCAGGAGUUGCUGACGGGAUCGAGCUGAACUCUCCCUGCCUCGUAGCGGAUCGCCAGGAUAAUGCUGCAGGAAAAUAUGGCUGUGACGCUCGUGAAGAACUCUGGAACAUGAACAACCAAAAUUACCUGCUGCCCGACCUCCUCCAACAGAGUCAGAUUCCAGCAAACCAAAUGAAAACUUCUGCUCAAGAACUUCCAAACAAUCCUCCUGCUAACCAGCAGGCACUGAAUGCUGACAGUACCCCUUCCAAAAACAGUUCUUCUUCUACAUCAUCUUUUACAUCCUUCAUUGAUCCUAGACUUCUCCAAAUCUCGCCUCACUCCAGUCCAACUGGACCAAACUGUGGUUCCCCGUCUAAUGUGAAAAUGGAUCCUCCUAGCCGGCAAAAUACAAGAAAAGGUUCUGUGGUCAAUGUGAACCCUACAAAUAUCCGGCCGCAGAGUGACAGCCCCGAAAUCCGCAAAUAUAAAAAGAAGUUCAAUUCUGAAAUCUUGUGUGCUGCGCUGUGGGGGGUCAAUUUACUUGUUGGAUCCGAAAACGGAUUGUGGCUUCUGGACCGGAGUGGACAAGGUCGAGUUUAUUCCUUGAUCAGUCGGAGACGCUUUCAACAGAUGGACGUGUUGGAAGGAUUGAACGUGCUAAUUACCAUCUCAGGCAAAAAGAAUAAGCUACGGGUAUAUUAUCUGUCUUGGCUACGAAACAAGAUUCUGCGGAACGAUCCCGAUGUGGAGAAGCGACAAGGCUGGGUCUCGGUGGGCGAUCUAGAAGGCUGUGUACACUACAAAGUUGUGAAAUACGAGAGGAUCAAGUUUCUGGUGAUUGCCGUGAAGAAUUCGGUCGAAGUCUACGCUUGGGCUCCCAAGCCAUAUCACAAAUUUAUGGCUUUUAAGUCUUUCACCUCGCUUUCUCAAAAACCACUCUUGGUUAAUUUGACUGUGGAGAACGGGCAGCGGCUGAAAGUUACUUAUGGGUCAGCCGUAGGAUUUCAUGCCAUUGACGUGGACUCUGGCUCGGUGUAUGACCUAUAUUUGCCGACACAUAUCCAGGGAAAUAUUCAUCCGCACGCUAUUAUCAUUCUCCGGAACACCAACGGGAUGGAACUUCUACUGGCUUAUGAAGAUGAAGGAGUCUACCUUAACAUCUAUGGGCACUUCUCCAAAGAAAACAUUUUGCAGUGGGGAGAAAUGCCCACAUCAGUAGCUUAUCUUCAGUCCAAUCAAGUGAUGGGCUGGGGUGAGAAAGCAAUUGAACUGCGUGCUGUGGAAACGGGAUGUCUGGAAGGCGUGUUUAUGCACAAGAAAGCUCAGAAGCUGAAAUUUCUCUGCGAAAGGAACGAUAAGGUAUUCUUUGCAUCGGUUCAGUCUGGGGGCAGCAGCCAAAUUUACUUUAUGACACUGGGCCAAAACAUCCUGUUCAACUGGUGAAUCGCUUUGGAAUGAAACUCCUAUUUGACCUUCCCCAGUUUCUGCGAGCCAUCAAAAGCUGAAGUUGUCCAUUUCAGAAGUUGUCCCUUUGUUCCUGCAACAAAAAGGAAA